Exophiala oligosperma is the source of this 2033-nucleotide messenger RNA. RefSeq lists its product as uncharacterized. The record is from RefSeq and is a predicted model, not a curated record. The transcript has 2 exons. Gene Ontology annotation, biological process: regulation of transcription by RNA polymerase II. Gene Ontology annotation, cellular component: nucleus; SWI/SNF complex. Lineage: Eukaryota; Fungi; Ascomycota; Eurotiomycetes; Chaetothyriales; Herpotrichiellaceae. The coding region runs from base 81 to 1574 and encodes 497 amino acids.
CAAUCACUUAUAUCAGCGGUGACACCCAUCUCUCCUUCACUUGUCUACAUCGGUGUCGGUAUCGCCAAGCUGCGUACAAUAUGAAUUCUCAAAUGAAUUACCGCCAAUACGGUCAGGCGCAAGGUAGAACGCCGCAGGCUCGACGACCUGUGGCCUAUCCCGGAGGUGCCCCAAAUCCCAUGCACGCAGCCCAACAAGCUGCUCAGCGUGAACAACAAGCCCUUCUCGAAGCCCAGCAAAAAGCGCGAAUCGCAGCGGCCGAUCACCAGAGAGCUCAGCGCAUUGCGCGAAAGCCCACCGAUCUUGACCUCCCUGAUAAUCUCGAGGAUAUUAUCAUCGGCGAGGGCGUGAAGCAGUACGAUGCGCUUCGGGAAGCAGAGAAGCGACUGGAUGCCAUCACGAUGCGAAAGCGGUUGGAGUACCUGGAUAGUGCCAGCAGAAACACCAAACACUUCAAGACUAUGCGCAUCUGGAUCUCUAACACUGUAGAAGAUCAAUUCUGGCAGACCGAAUGGCCUGACGGUGACACUUUUAGGCUCGAAGACCUGAAGACGCCCUCAUAUCGAGUUAGAGUUCAUGGUCAACUGCUUGAAUACAAGGAGGACGAUAUCAGCUACAGAAGUGACGACGAGGACGAAGAUGAUGUCGAAGGAGAGUCAUUAUCACCGAAGAAGCCAAAGACAAAGACUCUAAUCGAAACACCGUCUCGAGCAUUCAGCUGGUUCUGGAAGGACAUGCACGUCGAAUUCGAAGGACAUAGCCACGAAUACACUGCUGAUGAGAAUGUGACGGUGAACUGGAAAAAGACGCCCGACAAUGCGGAUACCGACACUAUGUACUUUAAGCGCAAAGGCGAUCACAACCAAAAUAUCACCAUUUGCCUCACCCGCGACGAGCAACCUGAACGGUUCCGGCUGAGUAAAGCUCUCGCAGACGCCUUGGAUAUGGAAGAAGCAGACCGAGCUGAAGUGGUCAUGGGACUCUGGGAGUACGUGAAAUUCUUCAAUCUUCAGGAAGACGACGAACGUCGGACUAUUCGAUGCGACAGUAACCUCCGCCAAAUUUUCGGCACAGACACCAUUUUCUUCCCACAAGUACCUGAGCGCAUCCUCGCCCAUCUCCACCCUCUACCGCCUAUCAAGCUACCUUAUACGAUCCGUGUCGACGAAGAAUUCCACCAAAACCCCGAACCGACGGUCUACGACGUACAGGUCAUGGUCGAAGACCCACUCCGAGCAUUGAUGAUCAAGAACACGAACAGUCCCGAAAAUAUCGUACGAAACCGUGAAAUUUCCAGAAUCAACGAUGAGAUUGCUGUGCUUGUGCAAGCCAUCCGUCAUUCCAAGGCCCGGUGGAAGUUCUUCACCGCCAUGUCCAAAGAUCCCAUUGACACCACUGAAAAAUGGCUCACUUCACAGAAGCGCGAUCUCAGCGUUGUCCUUGGUGAGCCCGAAAGGGGAGAUGUCGCCGGUCUCGAAUUCAUGAGUGAGGUUUGGGGGAGUGAUCUGGUUCGAGAAGCUGUACGUUACAGACUUGCAAAGAUGGACGUUGGUAGUGGCGGCCGUGUUCCAUAAGCGGCUUACCACAAAUCAAACUGAGGGGAACGUUGUUCGGCGUAUUCUUUGCAAGUUGGUACCAGUCCAACGGUUUCUUGGCUUUUGCAGCAAAUUUUUUCCAGCAAAGUCGAUCGGCGUCAUGGGAGAGCAGGGAAUGAUAGUGUCUAUUGCACUAUGGGACGGGGAUUUUAAAGGGUUCAUAAGCAUGGCGUUUGUUGUGGAGUGUACAGAAGGGGAUAGGCCAUUUAUGAAGAAAACAACAAGGGCCUUCAGAAACCGAAACCUGGGAGCAUCUGAUAUUGGACCAAAGAUACCAGAUAGUCGUGUCAAUUGUAUCAAAAGGAUAAAUCUGACUAUGUGAUGACAUGGUUUGUCUUCUGCAAUCCCGUGCGAUUAUCAUGGUUUAUUGCUAGCUUGCGUGACGCCUCGCCUUUGCCGUAUAUACAUACCCCAUAGAAGGAAUCUGAUAUCCGUUAC